AUGAUGAAAGGAUUCAAAAACAGAUUGACCCGAAACAAGGGUCAAUCAACUAGCAAAAAAACAGAAAAGAAAGAAAAGGAAAGAGAAAAGGAACGGGAAAAAACUGAGAAAAGGUCUUCUUCACCAAGCAGUUUAAGUUUGAAUACAUCUUCUUCUUCCCUGCAAAGUUCGAAAAAUUUAAUGACAAACACUUCUGGAUCGUUGAAAUCCAAUUCUCCUAGUCCAUCCAGAAAUAAUAGCUCGACAAGUGCUGGGUCGAUAAAGUCUACUGCCAGCAAUAUAACCAUGACAUCAGCGUCUUCUCCUCAAGGUCUGCCUUCUCAAGGUUCUCCCAAAAUUGUUGUUAAUAAUGAUGAGGACACUUCUGGUAAUGUUUUUGGGUCUCCUUCCCAACCAACUAACAAUAAUGCAUCAACUUCUUCUGGUUCUUCUUCAACAGGAACAGGAACAGCAUCCACGUUAUUACCAGGAUCUUCAACAUCCUUGAAUGCGAAUGCCAAUGCACAUACAAGCAAUGUGCCCUCGAUUGUGGCUUCUGGUCCGGCACCAUCAUUCAAUUUGAAUCACCCAAUUACACCAACACCAACAUCUCCAAACUCGUCUAUGGGAUUUCAUAAUCAAUUUGAGGGUAAAGCGACUCAUAGCCAACAUUCUGCCCAGUCUCAUUAUUCCCAAUUGACUCCUAAUAUUGCUUCUCCAGGGAAAGAGAAUAUUGACAUUGAUUUGAUUGUCACCCCCAAAAGACAUUCAUCUUCUCGAUUUGAACCAACAUCUUCGGAUAGAUACCAAGAAAUUGUUAAAUUGCCCAAUUUCGAUGAAGUGUUACCUGAAGAACAAAUUCAAUUGUUUAUACAGAAAAUUGAUCAAUGUAAUAUCAUGUUUGAUUUUAGUGAUCCAACAUUUGAUAUUAGGGGCAAAGAAAUCAAAAGAAUAACUUUACAAGAGUUGAUUGGGUUUAUAUCCAACAACCGUUUCACAUACACUGAUGAAAUGUAUAAACAUGUGGUCACUAUGUUUAAAAAGAAUCUUUUCCGACCAAUCCCGCCCCCAGUUAAUCCUAUUGGUGAUAUAUAUGAUCCUGAUGAAGAUGAGCCGGUAAGUGAAUUAGCUUGGCCCCAUAUGCAAGCCAUCUAUGAAUUUUUCUUACGAUUCAUUGAACUGCCUGAUUUCCAACAUCAAGUUGCCAAACAAUAUAUCGAUCAUGAAUUCAUUUUGAGGAUAUUAGAGUUGUUUGAUAGUGAAGACCCUCGAGAACGUGAUUGCUUGAAAACCACUUUACAUCGUAUUUAUGGUAAAUUUUUAAGUUUAAGAAGUUUUAUUAGAAAAUCGAUAAAUAAUGUUUUCCUACAAUUUGUUUACGAAACAGAAAGAUUCAAUGGUAUUGGUGAAUUAUUAGAAAUAUUGGGGUCAAUUAUUAAUGGGUUUGCAUUACCAUUGAAAGAAGAACACAAGAUUUUCUUGGUUAGAGUAUUGAUUCCAUUACAUAAAGUAAAGUGUUUAUCGUUAUAUCAUCCUCAAUUGGCAUAUUGUAUUGUCCAAUUUUUAGAAAAAGAUCCCUCCUUAACUGAAGAUGUGAUUAUGGGUUUGCUUAGGUAUUGGCCUAAAGUUAAUAGUCCUAAAGAGGUUAUGUUUUUGAAUGAAAUUGAAGACAUAUUUGAAGUGAUGGAGCCAAAUGAAUUUGUUAAAAUCCAAAUUCCUUUAUUUGCUCAAUUAUCUAAAUGUAUAAGUUCGCCUCAUUUCCAAGUGAGUGAAAAAGUGUUGUGCUAUUGGUCAAAUGAAUAUUUUUUGACGUUAAUUACAGAGAAUGCUGAAGUUGUGUUACCGAUAAUUUUUGCAUCGUUAUAUGAAUUGACAAAUGCAACUCAAGCGGGUAUUGAAAAUGGUAUAAUGAAUCAAAAACUAGCUCAAUUCCCUAAUGCUACUACUGAUGCUAAUGGUAAUCUAAUUGAUAAUGGGUUAGUAUUACAAGAUUUACAACAAGGAAUAGCUCCAAGUAUGAAUAAUCCUUCUCAUCCUCACUACAAUAUUUUCCAAGCUCAUGCUUCGAUAAGCAACAACAACAACAACAACAAUAGUAAUAAUAAUAAUAACAAUGAUAACAGUAUAAAUAAUCCAGAUAGUAUGAAUAUUAAUACGGAUUCCAAUGGUAAUGAGAUGUCUGAUGAGGAGUAUUAUGAUCUGUUUACUGGCAUGGGUGGAGGAGCAGGAGGAGCAAAUCCCAAUAAUCCAUUAGGUGAUGAUUUUGGUGGUGCAUUUGAUGAUGGUACUGGAGGGUUAUUACAACAUAAUUCAGCAACAUCAAAUUGGAAUAGAAGUAUUCAUUCGUUAGCUUAUGGAGCAUUAAAAGUGUUUAUGGAUCAUAAUCCAAUCUUGUAUGAUCAUUGUACUGUGCUUUAUCAUCAAUCAUUAGCAGAACAAAAGCAACGUGAAGCAAAUAGAAAAGAAGGUUGGAAACGAGUUGAAGAAUUAGUUCGACAAAUUAAAAAUAAAAAGAAUUUGGAACUGCAACAACCACAACAUCCAGCUAGUGGAGUGAUUUGA
Messenger RNA from Candida dubliniensis CD36, 2541 nucleotides. RefSeq names its product protein phosphatase 2A regulatory subunit (gene RTS1). Gene Ontology annotation, cellular component: protein phosphatase type 2A complex. The transcript has a single exon. Lineage: Eukaryota; Fungi; Ascomycota; Pichiomycetes; Serinales; Debaryomycetaceae. The record is from RefSeq and is a predicted model, not a curated record. Gene Ontology annotation, biological process: signal transduction. Bases 1 to 2541 code for a protein of 846 amino acids. Gene Ontology annotation, molecular function: protein phosphatase regulator activity.